Ictalurus furcatus (blue catfish) is the source of this 2960-nucleotide messenger RNA. It is a transcript of the gene slc34a1a, whose product is annotated as solute carrier family 34 member 1a. Gene Ontology annotation, molecular function: sodium:phosphate symporter activity. NCBI's taxonomy places the organism in Eukaryota, Metazoa, Chordata, Actinopteri, Siluriformes, Ictaluridae. Gene Ontology annotation, cellular component: apical plasma membrane; brush border; vesicle. The transcript has 13 exons. Bases 473 to 2482 code for a protein of 669 amino acids. The record is from RefSeq and is a predicted model, not a curated record. Gene Ontology annotation, biological process: intracellular phosphate ion homeostasis; sodium-dependent phosphate transport.
UUUACAGGUCUGAUCUGAACUUUACACUGAUGACUUUUUGAACCUAUUAAAUAUAUGAGGGGGAAAAUAACAACAAAAGUUGGCAGAAAUCCAGUACACUCUUCACAAACAACUUAUUUUGGCACCUUUACGCCACAAGAUGUCAGAUUUUUACAAGACGCCAAAUGGUUGAAUAUAGUUUCAGUAUGGUUAAAUAUUAUUUUCCUCCAGAAGUUUGUCAUUAGUUGAAGUAACUUCAAGCUUUCAUUUUCAUGCCUUGAUACACAUGUGGGCAGUCGAUUAUUUAGUUGCUGAGUGGGCAGUGAGAGUGCAUUUAGGUUAAUGAGUCAGAGAAUUAAAUUAUACCCAGUUCACAUGAUUGGAGAUUCUUUUAUAAGCUUGGGAAUCCCUUUACAGUAAGGGUCUUCAGCUUUAAAAGACUUCUCACCUGCUGUGGAGAGAAUUCAAUCUCUGUCCUUUUCAUAAGGAAGCCAUGCCAAGCCGGCCAAUCACAAUCAUAUCGAAUAAGACAGGACAAGGGGGAAACUACCAUGGGAUGAACCUCCACAGCUCCAGAGUGUGUGAGUGUACGGAGUCUGACUCAGCUCAAUGUGGGGAGUCAGGCCUCGGCUCUACCGUGGAUCUUAUCAGCAGCUGUUCUCACACACAAUGUAGCCAAAACCAUUGUCUUGCUCACAAAAACUGGCUCCCAAAAGUCCAAGUGCCGACUGAGGAUCCCAGAGAAAGGAGGCAGAGAAUGAAGUCGGUCUUCAUCGGUGUGCUGAAGAUCCCAAUCCUCUUCUUUCUCCUCUAUUGCUUCGUUUGUUCCUUGGAUACCUUGAGCUCUGCUUUUCAGCUGGCUGGGGGUAAGGUGGCUGGAAAUAUCUUCCAGGACAAUGCGAUCCUGUUGAACCCGGUGGCCGGCUUGGUGGUUGGCAUUCUGGUCACAGUACUGGUGCAGAGCUCAAGCACCUCCACUUCCAUCAUUGUCAGCCUUGUUUCAUCUGGCCUGUUGGAAGUGAAGUCUGCCGUCCCUAUAAUAAUGGGCUCGAACAUUGGAACAUCUGUCACCAACACCAUUGUGGCUCUGAUGCAGGCUGGGGAGAGGAAUGAAUUUAAACGGGCGUUUGCUGGAGCUACGAUCCACGACUGCUUUAACUGGCUGUCGGUGCUGGUAUUGUUGCCCCUGGAGGUAGCUACAGGUUUGCUCAGCUAUCUGGCCAGAGUCAUUGUAACCAGCUUCCACAUGCAAAGUGAAGGGGAAGCCCCAGAACUACUCAAGGUCAUCACUGAUCCUGUCACCAAGCUCUUCAUACAGCUGGAUAAGUCUGUGAUCACUGGCAUCGCUAUGGGAGAUGAGAGCAUGAGGAACCGCAGUCUGAUUAAAGUGUGGUGCGACAGCAUGUCCACAGCGAAUGGGACAGCGAGUGUUCCUCAGAAUUGUUCUUCAGUGUUGCAUUGUGGGAAGGCUGGUGAUCUCGUCACACAGGUUAAUGAAGAGAGAUGUUGGCACAUGUUUGCCAAUACCGACUUGUCUGAUCUGUCUGUGGGUCUGAUUCUGCUGGCUGGAUCUCUCGCGGUGCUCUGUUCCUGCCUCAUCUUAAUCGUCAAGGUCCUCAACUCAGUCCUUAAGGGUCAAGUGGCGCGAGUCAUUCAAAUGGUCAUUAACACAGAUUUCCCAGACCCCUUUGGCUGGCUAGCAGGAUACGUGGCCAUGAUUGUCGGAGCAGGAAUGACUUUCCUGGUGCAGAGUAGUUCAGUUUUCACCUCCGCCAUGACUCCACUCAUUGGGCUUGGAGUGAUCAGUCUGGAGAGGGCAUACCCUUUGACUCUGGGCUCCAAUAUUGGCACGACUACUACUGCUAUCCUCGCUGCGCUGGCGAGCCCCAGCGACAAGCUGCCUGCUGCCUGCCAGAUCGCUCUGUGCCAUUUCAUCUUCAAUGUGUUUGGAAUUAUUCUGUGGUACCCGCUGCCUUUCAGCCGUCUGCCCAUCCGCAUGGCAAGAGCGUUGGGUGAGCGCACAGCUAAAUACCGGUGGUUCGCUGUACUUUACCUCCUGCUCUGCUUCCUGCUACUCCCUGCUCUUGUCUUCGGUCUCUCUCUGGCUGGCUGGCAUGCCAUGCUAGGUGUAGGAGCGCCAUUUGCCGGGGUCGCCACCUUCAUCAUUCUGGUAAACCUGCUGCAAUCACAUAGCCCCACCCACCUGCCCCGGUGCCUCCGGAACUGGGACUUCCUGCCUCUAUGGAUGCACUCGCUCAAACCCAUGGACAAACUCAUCACCAAAGCCACAGCUCUUUGCUGCAAGUCCACCAAGUCCAGUCUUGACCCUGAAUCUGCCACCAUUACCGAUACUGCUAACACAGAACCAGAAUCAGUGGCAUCUCAGAGAAAGGCGCAACUUUCAUACGACAACCCCACGCUUUCGUUUCAGGACGAGUCGCCUCCGCAGCCACGAGUGUUCAAACUAAAGGGGCUAGAACGGUGCAACAGCACACCACUUUAGAAAGAAUAUUACCCAAUAAUAUCCUACGGCCAGUGUGUGUUUCUCAGGUCCAAUGUGACAGAACUAAACCAUUCUGAACAAGACUUAUUUGUGCUAUUGGCAUAAUAAAGCCUCUCUUAUAUUGCAAGUUCAGCCUUGCAAAAGAUUAUUUUGUCAAAGUGUCCCAGCAUGGUUAAUUGUGCUGUAUAAAUUACGUGUAUGAUUAUGACUUUGGGAUACUGAUAGCAGAAACCCCAGCACUGCCAAUCUGCCACUCUGGAUAAAAGUAUUAGCCAAAUGAGCAAAUGUACUCAGCAAAAAAAGAAACGUCCUCUCACAUUCAAAUGCUUUUAUUUCCAACAAAUUUCUUAACAUGUGUAAAUAUUUGUAUUAACAUCAAAACAUUCAACAACUGAGAUAUAAACUGAACAAGUUUCACAGACAUUUGAGGAACAGAAAUGGAAUAAUGAGUCCCUGAACAAAGUAGGGGAGGUGGGGG